AUGAACCUUAGGAAUAAUCCGUUGAAGUUUUUCCGCAGGAAUCCAAAACGAAAUUUUAGGAAGCCGACUAAGAGUCCCAUGUAUCUUGGGAGAGUCAAAGCAAGGGACAAUGAAUACAAGAUGAAGGUUUUAAAGGAUUACUUGGCUUACCUUUAUUAUACCAAACAAUUACGAGAAAUACAAAGUGACAUCAACAUGUUGGAACAAGAUCACGUAGUCAGCGAACCAAUGCUUGCAUUGGAUUUCAGCAAGAUGAAGGUAUCUGAUACUGGAUUGGCAGCUCCUAGUCAUGAUGUUGAUCUUGUGUUGAUGAAACAAGACCACGUUGUUGUCGACGAAGCAAUGAUCGCCUUCGAUUUCAGCAGGAUGAAUGUAUCUGAUACUGGAUUGUCAGCUCCUAACCUCUAA
Beta vulgaris subsp. vulgaris (sugar beet) is the source of this 408-nucleotide messenger RNA. RefSeq lists its product as uncharacterized. The transcript has 3 exons. The coding region runs from base 1 to 408 and encodes 135 amino acids. NCBI's taxonomy places the organism in Eukaryota, Viridiplantae, Streptophyta, Magnoliopsida, Caryophyllales, Amaranthaceae. The record is from RefSeq and is a predicted model, not a curated record.